This is a messenger RNA of Corticium candelabrum, 3269 nucleotides long. Its product is annotated as mucin-2-like. NCBI's taxonomy places the organism in Eukaryota, Metazoa, Porifera, Homoscleromorpha, Homosclerophorida, Plakinidae. The record is from RefSeq and is a predicted model, not a curated record. The transcript is spliced from 7 exons. The coding region runs from base 114 to 3026 and encodes 970 amino acids.
UCGUUUCGCGUUUCAAGGACGUCACGCGAGCAGCAGGACAGCGACCUUCCUCACCGCUCGCCAUUCGCGUCUUCUAGCGUUGCGCACGCAAUACAAACAUCGAGGAAUUACAGAUGGAGUAUGUUUGUGUCUACAGAAGAGAGUCUAGACAUGCAGUGUUGAUGCUCAUCGUCUUACACCUUGUAACAUCAGUUUUUUCGUCAAACGUGUCAAGCGCAUUAGUCGUUGAUGCUAGCAGCUUUUUUGUGUCUUCAGACUCUGUGCAUGUCGACAGCAGCAGCUCAAGUGCUUUCGUUUUCUCGACAUAUGCGAGUGUUCUUUCUCAACAGGUGCCGAUCAAUGCUAGCAGUGAGAGAGCGCCGCUACCGGAAGUAUCCAGGAACUUAGCUUCUUUGGGUGCUUCGACAGUUCGAAUGGCGACAAGUCGAGGAAAUUCUUCGCUCUUUGGCGGUAGUUUCAUGACGUUUGGUGAAUCCAGUGGAAAGUCGAUUGAGAGAAGAGGGACCAGUGAAGUCAUAAAAGUCACAACUUCCGGGUUUGAAACCACAUCUCAUGUUCACACCUCGAGUGGAGACCAUAAUCCAACUGCAAGUAUUACCGUUAACGAGAUGUCUCUAACAAACGUGUUUUCAUCAUCCGGAGUGCCUUCCAAACCUGAUCAAUCAACGUCUGUGUUGUCUUCCUUGCAGCCCACCAGUGAGUCUGUCAUUUCUUUGACACCAUUUGAAGUUCUAGUGUCAUCAGAAGCCACAGUGUCUCUACAGUCGGAAUCUGGAGUGUCAGAGUCUUUUACCUUUAUUAGUGAAAACUUACUAAAGCAACAAUUAUCUACUGCUACAAGUGCGUCUGUGAGUAAAACACGGAAAAAUGGUAACAUUAUUAGCAGUACUAUAGAUGGAGGUCUGCAGACUGAUGCGUUGGUGAUUCUGAUGUCGACUGAUGUACCUUUCACGAGUGAUGUUACUCUCAUUUCUCCAUCAGAGACAACACCAGAGGCUUCGUUUUCUCAUCAAACUGUUCAAGUACAAGCAACAUCAAUUAUUAGUAAAGAUGUGGAUAUAAACCCCACACCAGUUUCUGUCACAUCAAAUUUAUAUACAGCAGUGAAAGCACCAGAAGCAUCAACACUUUCUAAUUUAACUCAAAAGGCAAACAUAAGUCGUGCCUUUUCUUCUAGUUUUAUUCAAGUUGGUGCAGCUUCCACUCAAGUCAGCAUGUCUGAGUUUACUCACGGUAGACUUCAAAGCUCGCCAGUCGUCCGUUUGGAGUCUCAAACAUCAACAGCAGAGCUUCAAAAUGCAACAGUUGCCGGACUACAAACGACGUCUACUGGUCAAAAUCGAAUGAUAACAGCCACGCCCACACCAUUUUCUGUUCUAUCGAGUCUCUCUGAAACAGCAAUAAUUGCAAGACAAACAUCAACACCUUUAACUUCAAUCCUGGAAACAGCAACAACGCAAUUGAUUGAUGUGAUGUUUACAUCGAGUGCAGACGUCAUAACGACGUCUUUCUUUGCUAUGCCUUCUCAUCCUAAUUCAUUUACUGCAUCAGAAUUUACUCAGAGUAAACAAAUGGAGCGUCAAAGCCCACCAGUUCUGCCACUUCAAACUUCAGUUGUCACAUCACACUCAUUGGCUGGUAUAUUUGCCAUUGACUCAUCGAUGUUUACAGAUGCAGCGGAGACGAGUCAAGAAAUUAUGAUUCCCAGUGUGUCUUCUACAUUUCUUGGUGGAUUCCAGAUGUCUGCACGUGUGGCAAGUUUGUCACUUGGAGAUCAAUUGCAAGCCACAAAAUCAGUUGUGAUAACAGCAAGUGCGUCUGCUGGAUUCGAACACGUCUCGUCGACUGUAGACUCUCCGUCCAAUUUGAGCAUCACACAAGCAUCAACAUCCAGUAUGUCAUUGUUGAAUAAUAUCAACAUGUCAACAGUUAGUCCACUGAUGAGUUUACCAACGAGUCUUACACGUCCGCUUACCAUCAAUGCAACAGAAAUGGUUGCAAACAGUUUCAGUCCGAUUGUAAAGCCAUCGGCGGCCAGACAUCAAUUUUCAGUUGCUUCACAAUUAGCAGCAUCACCAACUGUGAUGUCAGCAAAAAUACCAAAAACAGCAGCACCAUUAAUGCUCUCUACUCAAACAUUGAAUAGUUUGAGUAUUUCUGUGUCUACCAUCAGAUCAAGACCGUUCAAUGCCACGAGUGUUUCUAUGGUGUUUCCAGGUUUUACGACGAGUGACGUUUCUGUGUCAAUGGAAAGUGUAUUGGCUACUUUACGGCAAAGGAAUGCAACAGAUGUGGUGACAAGUUUGCUGUCGUCCGUCAGUCGUACUGGUAUGCUUACAACUGAUUGUACUUUGGUAUCUGUUGGUGUGUCUUCGAUGCUGCACACUAGUGGUGGUCAGUCGUCAAGGACUCUUGUGACCACAGUACCCCCUCCAGUGGUCACAAGGUCCCCUUCUCAUUCCUCUGCAGUACCAACCUUUAUUUGGAUCAUUGUUAGCACUUCAGUACUCAUCUUGCUGUUACUGCUUCUCAUCAUAGCAGGCUACUGUUAUCGCAACAGUAAAAAGCAAAAAUUAUUGACAUCAAUGAGUUUCGAUAUUACAUGGAUGCAGGAGAAAGAGCAAAUUCCAGAUUUUGAUGGGGAGGCAGUUGGCAUACAGUUGUCACCAGUAAAGAGAGCGUUUAGGGCAGAGAGUAGAAGUACAGAAAUGUUGCACAUGUCGUUCAUAGAUAAUGGCACACCUAAUCAAACUGAAAUCAAGAACGAUCAGAGCUCUGAGUCAAGCUUAAGCCGCUCCCAAUCACCAGCCAUUGGUCUUGACUAUCAGUCAUCCAUAAAUCGAGCACAAACAGCGAUAGCAUCUGCAAUGUCAGCACCUCGGCCCAUACCUGAAGAGGACAAACACAGUUGCAGUUCAGACAAAAAUAUAUUUACAGCAGAGAAACAAGCAACAUUCAGUCCUGUUGACAGUUUGAGUGACAACAAUGUAGCUACUGUCAUUUCGAUGCCGAGUGGUAUGGAUUAGUUAAUAUUAAUUACUUAGACUAGAGUGACAUUGAUUGUCAUCCAACUUGUUUUGUUGACUUGAUACGACAGAGUUUAGUGAUUAUAGUUGCAAUGAAUGGCUGAAUUUGUUUUACAAAUUAGAUCGAGUUCGUGUAAUGAAGUUGCUUUAUUGAAGCAUUUGCAUCAGUCUCAAGCUGAUCUAUAGACUUCAGUACUUGUAUACUGCGCUCAACUUGUACUGAGGCUAGAAUGAUGUUUGAGA